UCCUCCACCACCACCGCCAGCAGCAUGGAGAGCGUGCGCGAGCUCCAAAACCCGCUCUUGGCCAAGGCCAACGGACACCUUCGCAGCAGCUAUUCUUACCACCAGCAUCACAGCCAGGACUACCCCAGUCAUCGCUGCCAGGGGAAACUGUAUUCCUACAUCUUCCAAAACACUGGCGGUGCCAGGACUCACCAGCUGCUGGAUGCCAGUUCCCUGCAGCUGGCUGUUGAAGCCUUGUAUGGCCCCAGUUUCAUCCUUGUGAAGGAUGAGACGACACUCAAGGCCAAGGACAGCAAGACGGAAAGCUGCGAGACCACUUUUACGGAAAGCAAAGAGGCUCCAUCUGAAGCUCCUGAUGGGCAUGAGGCACAAGGGUCCUGCCUGGUAGAGAGUCACAUCCAAACUGUGUCCUAUGAGGUGGAGGAAGAGGAGCUCCAGGAGUACGAGAGCGACUCCUCCAGCGACAGUGAAAGUGAGGAUCAUUUCCUGAUGCUUCCCCCCCGGGACCACCUGGGCUUGGCCCUUUUCUCCAUGCUGUGCUGCUUCUGGCCCCUGGGGAUUGCUGCCUUCUACUUCUCCCAAGGGACCAGCAAGGCUGUCUCCAAAGGAGAUUUCCAUCUGGCCAGUUCAGCUUCCCGCCGAGCUCUCUUCCUUGCUGCGCUCUCCAUAACCAUUGGCACAGGAGUGUACAUCGGGGUGGUGGUAGCACUGAUCGCUUAUCUCUCGAAAGGGGGCCAUGUAUAG
Messenger RNA from Acanthisitta chloris (rifleman), 744 nucleotides. It is a transcript of the gene SYNDIG1L, whose product is annotated as synapse differentiation inducing 1-like. Bases 25 to 744 code for a protein of 239 amino acids. Lineage: Eukaryota; Metazoa; Chordata; Aves; Passeriformes; Acanthisittidae. Gene Ontology annotation, cellular component: membrane; intracellular membrane-bounded organelle. The record is from RefSeq and is a predicted model, not a curated record. The transcript is spliced from 3 exons.